AUGCCACCAAAGGAAGAUUGGGAGAAAUACAAGGCCCCAUUAGAGGGUAAGGAAAAUGAGGAUGUUUCAAAGGAUGAAAAGAUCACACCUUUGACAGAGAGUGAUAUUCAAGUUUUAAAGACCUAUGGUGCUGCUCCUUAUGCAUCUAAGUUGAAAGAAACAGAAAAGGAUUUGAAAGACAUAGAACUUAGGAUAAAGGAGAAGGCUGGUGUUAAGGAAAGUGAUACUGGUUUAGCGCCAUCGCAUUUAUGGGAUAUAAUGGGUGAUAGACAAAGACUGAGUGAGGAACAUCCACUUCAGGUUGCUCGUUGUACUAAAAUUAUUAAAAAGAGUAGCUCAACUGAAGGUGAAAACGAUAAUGGCAAUGGAGAAAAUGGUGAAUCUGCAUCAGCAAAUGAUGCAGAUGAUGAUGAAGAGGCAAAAUAUGUGAUUAACUUAAAACAAAUAGCAAAAUUCGUUGUUGGAUUAGGUGAACGUGUUUCACCAACUGAUAUUGAAGAAGGUAUGAGAGUUGGUGUAGACAGAUCAAAAUAUCACAUAGAAUUGCCAUUGCCACCAAGAAUUGAUCCUUCUGUCACAAUGAUGACAGUCGAAGAAAAACCAGAUGUCACAUAUACAGAUGUCGGUGGUUGUAAAGAACAAAUUGAGAAAUUAAGAGAAGUUGUCGAAUUACCACUACUAUCCCCAGAAAGAUUCGCUACAUUAGGUAUUGACCCACCAAAGGGUAUCCUAUUAUAUGGACCUCCAGGUACAGGUAAGACCUUAUGUGCGCGUGCAGUUGCGAAUAGAACUGAUGCCACUUUUAUCAGAGUUAUUGGUUCUGAAUUAGUACAAAAAUAUGUUGGUGAAGGUGCUCGUAUGGUUAGAGAAUUAUUUGAAAUGGCACGUACAAAGAAAGCAUGUAUUAUAUUUUUUGAUGAAGUCGAUGCAAUUGGUGGAGCUCGUUUUGAUGAUGGUGCCGGUGGUGAUAAUGAAGUCCAAAGAACUAUGUUGGAAUUAAUUACUCAGUUAGAUGGGUUUGAUCCAAGAGGUAACAUUAAAGUUAUGUUUGCAACAAAUAGACCAAAUACAUUAGAUCCUGCAUUAUUAAGACCUGGUAGAAUUGAUCGUAAAGUCGAAUUCUCUUUACCAGAUCUUGAAGGCCGUGCUAAUAUAUUCCGUAUUCAUACAAAAGCCAUGAGUGUAGAACGUGGCAUUAGAUGGGAAUUAAUCUCAAGAUUAUGUCCAAACUCUACAGGUGCAGAAUUAAGAUCUGUAUGUACAGAAGCUGGUAUGUUUGCCAUUAGAGCAAGAAGGAAAGUGGCAACAGAAAAAGAUUUCUUAAAAGCUGUGGAUAAGGUCAUUAAUGGUUACAAAAAAUUCAGUUCAACCUCACGUUAUAUGCAAUACAAUUAG
Vanderwaltozyma polyspora DSM 70294 is the source of this 1395-nucleotide messenger RNA. RefSeq names its product proteasome regulatory particle base subunit RPT1 (gene RPT1). NCBI's taxonomy places the organism in Eukaryota, Fungi, Ascomycota, Saccharomycetes, Saccharomycetales, Saccharomycetaceae. Gene Ontology annotation, cellular component: proteasome regulatory particle, base subcomplex. Gene Ontology annotation, molecular function: proteasome-activating activity; ATP hydrolysis activity; ATP binding. The record is from RefSeq and is a predicted model, not a curated record. Bases 1 to 1395 code for a protein of 464 amino acids. Gene Ontology annotation, biological process: proteasome-mediated ubiquitin-dependent protein catabolic process. The transcript has a single exon.